AUGUUUGAUCUCAACUAUUAUGUACAGAAUAAAGACAAGCGCCCGCGCUGGAAUGACGAUCACAUAUUGGGGUUAGCUCCACGCCCACUGCCCAAAACCCCGCUGCAGGCUUUCCAGCAGUAUUUCACAAGGGGUGAUGCGCUCUUCUUGCCAGAUAACUCCGAUAGAGUCCUCGACGCUCUUGAUCCCUCAGCUCAUGACUUGUCUCCCUCAAGCUGGGCCAUCCCAUUCCCACUGAAUUGGGAAGCACUCCAGCUUGAUGAUCCGACGCGCGUCCAAUGUGAAACAUUUAUUUUGCGGAAGCAGAAAGCCGAACAAGAGUGUAAACACCAUGGACAACCAGUGACCACUUCCCCCCAUUCCAUACAAGCUGUGACAACACAAUCCCCGACUCAACACCUGUACACUGCAUACCCAAUCAUGUACCCCCUUCUUCCCUUUCCUAGCCAACCGUCCCUCUUCCUCCCUCAACAAUCUACUACUCCUUCAGGAGGCUCUCCCCCUAUUGCCACGCUUGCUCCAGCACCCGACAUGAAGUUGCCAUCGAAAUCUCAAUCUGACGGAAGAGGAGAAAAAUUACUUGAAAUCUGCUACCAAUGUAAUACACUAAAUCCUGACAAGGCAACAACAGAAGCGAGUUUCUAUCUCCCCAUCGACUACUCUGCAUCAUUUGCACUCUGCAAGAUUGAAGAAGGGAUGGAUGCCGAUACUGUAGAGCAGAUGGAAAAGGCACUGCGUGAACUUCGCGAAUGCAUGUCUCGAGCCCGAACAAGUAAAAAAUUAUACAUUAUCAAUAUUAAACCGGUACCCAAAGCUGAAGACCUUGGGAAACGUGGGAAAAGUCGUCGGUCUAAUACUCUAAAUGACACAAUCUUGUCCAACCCAGCUUCUGAAAAAUACACCAUGCUCGAAAAACAAUGGGAGUGUCAUAGAUGUCGUAGUUACUGUUGGCCACAUACACACGCAAGGGGAAAACACCUUCACCUUAGUAAUGCGAUGCUGUCCUUAUGGGCGCAACAGUGGACUGACCACAUCCCCGGAGUUGAUCUCCACAACCCCCCAGCCCAUCACUGGUUUGAUGUGGCAGCUCUGAGAAAACAGACCAAGGCUGUCAAUGAGAAGCAGCAUCAAGAAUCUAAGAAGCGUUCACACGACACCAGUCCACCAAAAACCCCUACUAAAUCCAAAAAAGUCACAAGCCCUCCAGCAAAGAAGGUCAAGGUUGAUGUGAUACCAGCCAAACAAGAGCCCGAAAAAGAAACCAUCAUCCUUUCUUCUGACCCAAUAACACCAGUAUUUCUCCGUCGCCGUUCAUCCAAAGUCGGAACUGACUUCGUUGAUCUUUCAUCUUCCCCCAUCCCAGGACCUUCCAAGAAGAAGGAUCCCGUUAUUUUCAACCUUUGCAGUGACAGUUCUGCUGAUGGUUUUGACAUAGAGUACACAAAAUGUUAG
This is a messenger RNA of Cantharellus anzutake, 1452 nucleotides long. RefSeq lists its product as uncharacterized. The record is from RefSeq and is a predicted model, not a curated record. The transcript is spliced from 6 exons. The coding region runs from base 1 to 1452 and encodes 483 amino acids. NCBI's taxonomy places the organism in Eukaryota, Fungi, Basidiomycota, Agaricomycetes, Cantharellales, Hydnaceae.